Molecule: messenger RNA, 8002 nt
Organism: Linum trigynum
Lineage: Eukaryota; Viridiplantae; Streptophyta; Magnoliopsida; Malpighiales; Linaceae
Source: the annotation of a GenBank genome assembly
AUGCCACUCUCAGUGUUAAUUACUACUUUUAAGAAAGAGAAUGUUAGGAGGCCGCUUGAAGGAUUUGGGGUUCUUGUCCCCUCAAAGGAGCAACAAAAUGGUCUAAAGACCCUUGGUAAUGCGUUGUGCUCAAUGGAAUAUGAAAUGUCCUCGGUUAAUUUGAAAACUUGUCAUUUCACACAUACUAUAUCCCGCAGGUACUCUCUUUUCCUCUAUGAUGUUUCCAGACCGUGCACCAGAUGACCAAUAUCUCUACACAACCUUUGUUGGUGGAAGUAGAAACAAGGAACUGGCAAAAGCUUCAACGUAUGCUAUAACUUUUGCCAUACAAUUCUCUUCUUUGUGUUUGCAGCAAGUUCUCUAAGUUAGUUCUAAAUUAUUAUGGUUUCUGUACCCUAAUAUUCCCCGUACAUCAUGUUCACAGGAAUGAUCUGAAACAGAUAGUUACAUCUGAUCUAAGGCAGCUGUUAGGAGUGGAAGGAGAGCCCACCUUUGUCAAGUACAAAUAUUCCUUUAUUAAUUUGUAUCAAGCUUUUGCAGUACACUUUCUAAUAUCAACGGAAUAGCAUGUUUUCAUACUACGUGUGGUAUUCUGCUGGCAGUCAUUUUUACUGGAGCAAAGCAUUUCCCCUUUACGGGCGGGACUAUCAAUCCGUACUAGAAGCAAUAGACAAAAUGGAGAAAAAUCUCCCGGGAUUCUUCUAUGCAGGUAUCUCCAUAUUUAUGUCACUUUCUUAUCAAGGAAUGCCCAUAAUGCUGUUGAAGUUAUGAGCUUCAAAGGGGAGUGGUGAUAUCUUUGCAUAAAUGUUCUCCCUAUCUGGUAUCUUCUUAUCUGAUUUUGAAUGUUCGACUGUUUUAGGUAACCAUAAAGGUGGACUGUCUGUUGGCAAAUCAAUAGCCUCUGGUUCCAAGGCAGCUGAUCUUGUAAUCUCCUAUCUGGAUUCUUCUUCUGACAACAUGAAGCAAAAUUAAGGCUUACCUUCAAAGCUGUAAUUAAAUAUACAUUUGUAACUUUUGAGUGUAGAAAACAGGUCAGAGGACCUCAGUUGUAACUUUUGGCUCGCAGGAACCUUUUACACCGUGUAAUGCUACUGUUGGUUGACCUUAAAUGCAAAAUCAACUUCUGAACUUGUACCUAAUACGUUUCAUUGUUUAAAUGCUUCAGUCCCCUGUUUUAUGUUGCUGACUCUUGCGAUUUCAGGUAAUGUUUUUCGCAUCUUCUGGAUCAAGUACUACUAACUCUCUCUUUUCACGCAGAUUUCUAAAGAGGAUAAUGAUUGAGUCGAAGUUCUUAAUCAACUACCAGAGGGCAUGAAGAAAGCGAGAAAGGUUGGAGGGAAUUGGAAUGAUCUGCAAUCUUUUGAUAUGGGUAUGAUCUUCCAGCUGAGGUAUUAACAAGUAAUAACUACUUAGCAAUGAAUGGCUCAAGAUGAGUUUGGUUGUUAAUUGAAGCAAUGGAUAGAGUAAAGCAAGCCACGAAUAUGGUGCUUGCUCUUUUUGGCUGCUUGUGUCAGUGGCUAUUUCUUACACUUGUAUGGUUCCAGUCUGGUCAGGUGGGCCCCUCCUUUUAUUGUCCUUAAUCUGAUGCCCUUUUGUCUUUGAGCUGCCAUUAUUCUCUAGGAUAUUACUAACUUGGACUCUUUGUGCUGUAGGAUUGCUGAAAUUAUGGACGCAGGGCAGGACCAACCAUAUUAAUAAGUGCCCUCAAAGUAAGCGUCUUUCAUUACUUUUCAUCAUUGGCAUCGUCCUUCUUGUACCCACUUAGGGAAUCGAAUCUCUUUGGUCGUUAGCCUUUUAAUCACUCAUGAAAUCAUUCACCUCAAAAUCCAUGCUAAUUAACGUGUCAAUUAUCAUCCUAAUCAAGCACCAACAGUUCAUCAAAGUUGACUGUUUAGUUCCUUAACAGCCAAUUUGCUGUCAAAUUGCCUAGGCCCCUCUCUGUCCAAGUCUGCAAGAUGUUUUGUCCAAUUGUGUUAAAUGUCAAAAUGGUCACUGAACUAUGAGUUCUGUAACGAAAUGGUUAUCAAACUAAAAUUAUUAAUCAAAUGUUGACUACACUAAGUACUUUAACUCCCUUAGUAAUGAGGUGUAGAAGUUUAUCUAUCUCUUGUCUAUUAUUCAAGAACCAGAGUUGGAAUUCUUGGGCUACAUUACCAUAGUUAGUUAGCUCCCUUGGCAGUGGGGAAGCAGGGUGCUACCAGAUAGGCUAAGGUGGAGGGCUCUGGUCCCCUAUUAUUGAAGGAUCCUAGGAGCUUGGUUUGGGCAUCUUUUCAUUUGAAAGGAGGUGGCCGAAUCCACUAUCCAUGUGGAGUUAGGACUUGGGAAUAUGGGAGGGCUUGGAAGGAUUGACCGAGUUAGUCAGAUCCUCAUCCCAUAACCCCAAGUUGCAAUAUAAAUUAUAAUCUGCAGAAUCCAGCUAAUAUGUGGCUGACUCCCAACAAACAUGCUUCUUUGUCUGCACUUGAACAAAAGGCUAGCUAUUGGUACCCGUAUUAUCACCUUCUCUCUUUCUGUUUCAUUAGUAUGAUAAGCAUAUAUUAGCAUAAUUAAUCCGUAGCUUAAUCUUGGGUCUGUGUUGUGGAAAGAGUCACUUCUCUCUAUAGAGGUGAGCAUGGGAUUUGUCCUUCUUUUACAACGGAUUUGUCCUUCUUAACGUGGUUUUGCAAUCUUAAAAGCAGGAUUGCCAUGUGGGCAAAGCUAUUGGGCCCACCACCACCACCCUCCUGUUAGAGCCUUGUUUUCUGGUUCUAACUGUUCUCUCUCUAGUCUCUACACUGAGAAACACAAAUUCCCAUGCCUGCUUUGUUCCUUUCUUUACACCCUUUUUGUCUGAAUGAUUCUCUGAACUCAUCGAAGUCACGAAAAGGAUUACUGAGCUUGGGUAAGUUCAUCUGCUAAGCUUGAUGUCAAGGGAGCAAAUGCUAACAUAAACACUAUUUGUUGGUCAAAUUAGGACCAAACGAAGGGCUCCACUUUCUUCUUCCCCUUCCCUGUUGCCUAUCUCUCUCGACCUUCUAUUCCAUUUUCCUUAUCUUCUUUUCUUCCUAUCCCUGUGAAAGAUAGGGACCGCCAGUUAAAAACCAAACCUUACUCGCCUUCUUUAAUUCGUAACAUAAAUGUGCCCUUACCUUCACUUCUCCCUCUCUCACUGUACGGUCCCUUUUCAGUUUUCACCAACUACCCACCUCCCAGUAGUCUUACUGUUCCUCUAGCUCUCAUUUAUUAUUCCUUGAUUAAUUUUUUUCUACAUAUAUACUUCCCAGUUUAGUUCACUAACAAGUUUGUCGCACGACAUUUAUAGCUUUGCGGUACCGAGUACAACAGCAUCAUUUAUCAUUUGCCUCCCGACCCAACAUUUCAUCAAAAAAAUCUCCUCUGUUUCCAAAGCUCUAAUCUUUGUUUAUCCUUCUGUCCCAUGUAACACUUCUGCUUCCUGGGUUCUUUGUUUUUACUCUUUAAAGAAGGAAAAACAGUCCUUAGAGAAGAAGUGGUUAGCUUUUGAAGCUGUUUUCAUCAGGAGUGUCUUUAUUCCUUCCUUGGAAGAAGUGUCCUUGUGUCUGAUUUCUUGUUGAUUUGCUUCCCCUGUUUUCGUUUACUCGAGGAAGUCUGAGUUUCAGCUUCUAUUUCUUCAUGGGUUUCCUCCAAUUUGUCCCAAAGUUUAUUCCUUUUUGACCCUUUUCCAUAAGCUAAGUGUUUGAGAUUUGUCUUCAAUGGAUCGGCUGAACUGGCUUCUCCUGUUGUUCCUCUUGUGGGCUUCCUUCUUUAUUCCACUCUCCCAUCAGCUGCAAACCUACCAGGCUCAGCUCCUUAUGCAACUGAGGAAGCAUUUGGAAUACCCUCAGCAGUUGGACAUUUGGGAAAACUACAACGGCGAUCUCUGCAACUUAUCAUCUACUCCAUCCAUCAGCAUUGCGUGCAAGGACAAUCUAAUUACAGAGUUGAAGAUCAUGGGAGGCAUGAAACUCACCAAGGUCAGUGAUUCUUUCACCGGCUCCCCAAUUCAGAACCAGACUCUGUCUGCCAGUUUCUCAAUUGAUUCCUUUGUCACUACUCUCACAAGGCUGACCACCUUGAAAGCUAUCUGCUUUGUUUCAUUGGGGAUUUGGGGCCCACUUCCCGGUAAGAUUCAUAGGCUGCGCUCACUUGAACUCCUGGACUUGAGCUCCAAUUUCAUCUUUGGUUCAGUUCCAGCUCAAAUUUCAAGAAUGGUUAACCUUACUUCCUUGGUUCUUGGUGGAAACUACUUCAAUGGAACUCUACCUGAUUGGUUUGAUUCCUUGUCAAGGCUCACUGUUCUGAGCUUGAAGAGCAACCGUUUUGAGGGCGAGUUUCCUUCUUCAGUUAGAAGAAUCAGAACCUUAACAGAUAUCGCACUGUCCCAUAAUCAGCUCAGUGGAAAGCUCCCUGAUUUGACUGCCUUGACCAACCUCCAUGUAUUGGAUUUGAGAGACAACAAUUUUCAAUCUAACCUCCCUCCAUUGCCGAAAGGUCUAGUCACUGUUCUCUUGAGCAACAACUCAUUUUCAGGAGAAGUUCCAUCACAAUUUGGACAGUUGUCACAUCUUCAACAUUUGGACUUGUCUUCUAACAAUCUCAGCGGAAUACCUCCUGCUUCUUUGUUCUCAUUGCCAAGCAUCAGUUAUCUCAACUUAGCGUCCAAUGUGUUUAGUGGGUCACUUCCAAUCAAUGUCGCCUGUGGUUCCAAGCUCGGGUUUGUCGAUAUCUCCAUGAACAAGUUGACUGGUGGACUCCCGUCUUGCUUGGAGAAUAAGAGAGUAGUGAAAUCUGGUGGGAAUUGCUUAGCAAUUCAUGCUGAUUCACAGCAUCAGGAAUCAUUCUGCAAGGAGGCCAAGAUGGUGACAACGAAGAACUCGAGAUUUAGAGCAGUGGGGAUACUGGUAGCUGUCGUUACAGGAGCACUGGUUUUAAUGGGAAUCUUUACAUGUGGGGUUGUCUGUAUAUGCAGAAGAAAUUGUCGUCCUAGAAAGAAAUUUGAGCAUAACAUAGUUUCCAAGGUCGUGCUGGAUAAUAGUAGUAGUACUAACCCACCAGCUGCUGGUUUUUCCUCUGAUGUCCUAGCUAAUGCAAGAUUUAUUUCUCAAACAGCUAAGCUCGGGACACAAGGGUCUCCAGCAUGCCGUGUGUUUUCAUUGGAAGAGCUGAAGGAAGCUACAAACUUCUUUCAUUCCUCAUCUUUUAUGGGUGAAGGCUCUAGUGGGAAGGUUUAUAAAGGUAGAUUGCACAAUGGCAACCUCAUCGCCAUACGAUCCCUGACAUUGUUCAAAAGACAAUCUAUCCAAAACCUUAGGGUUAGGCUGGAGUUACUAUCAAAGCUUCACCAUCCACAUCUGGUUACUCUCUUGGGUCACUGCAUUGACAGCAGUGGUCAGGACGAUAGCAACAAAGUCUUCCUCGUCUACGAGUAUGUGCCUAAUGGAAAUUAUCGCUCCCAUUUAGCAGAAAGUUUUACUGAGAAAGCACUAAGGUGGCCAGAUCGACUAGCCAUUCUAAUUGGUGUUGCCAGAGCUGUCCAGUAUCUGCACACUGGUGUACUUCCAGGCACAUUCAACAACCGAUUAAAGACGAACAACAUACUGCUCGAUGAACACCAGAUUGCAAAGCUCAGCGACUAUGGCAUGCCGAUUAUCACUGAAGAGUUUGAGAAACUUGAGGCUAAGGGAGAAGGAAUGAAAUCAAGUUACAGAAUGAAUUUAGAGGAUGAUGUGUACAACUUCGGGUUCAUACUACUCGAAUCACUUGUUGGGCCAAUUGUGACGGGGAAAGGAGAAACCUUCCUUCUGAAUGAAAUGGCAUCCUUUGGAAGCCAAGAUGGUAGAAGAAGGAUCGUGGAUCCAAUCGUGCUAACCACAUGCUCACAGGAGUCACUAUCAAUUGUUGUUUCGAUCACGAGCAAAUGCAUCUCUCCAGAGCCAUCGGCCAGGCCUUCGUUCGAGGAUGUUCUCUGGAACCUGCAAUAUGCAGCUCAAGUUCAAGCCACUGCUGAUGCUGACCAGAAAUCAGAUUCAACCUCAUAGCCCCAUAUCGGAACCAGAGGAGCAUAAGUAUAUUUAUCUACAACAUUGACGAAAAAGGAAACGAGCCAUGAACAUAAAAUGACUGGCAGAACAGGCGGUUAGAUGCAGAUUAGUAUGAUCAGAUUGCAGAGUGUAUAGAGUUGUAAAGUUCCAUACAAUAGUUGAACAAAUCAUGGUUGUAAGACGAAAGAGUUCAUCGAGUAAUAAAGAGUUGAGCUAUGGUUGGCCACUUGACCUCCUUCUUUGAUUGAUUGAUUCAGUCUUACCAAAUGUUCUGUUAGUGGCUUUGGUGAGAGUUGGCAACUCAAAAUGAUACUCUACCAAAAAAGGAAAAAAUUUCACUGGACUGCAGAAGCUUGGAAUACAAGGCAACGUAGGAAAGAUGGAGAUAGCCAAAUCUCAAGAAGAUAAUAGGGAAGCCAGGAAAAGAAUGCUUGAUAGGGUGUCCUGAAAAGGGAAAACAAACAUAAAUGGAAAACCAAAGUUCAAGCUAACCAACCCAAGCCAUAAAUGAAAACAACAUAAAACCAAUUCAAUCAAGAUACCAAAGGGUUUUGAGCUUAACAAUAUUAAAAUUGUCCGCAAUAUUUAGGUGUCUAGUUUGAGACUUUUCUAUGUUCAUGUUAAUCUUUUCCUCUCACUAGAUGUACGUACAUUCGUCAUUUGAAUAAAGAAUGAAGAAUUUACUCAUUUUAUCAGGAGAUGAGCUAAGAGGGUUAAUCCAUUAAUUUGGAAUAAAAACUCACACAGUUAGUAGCAAAGAAGUUUUUGAGCUCCAAAGCCCAAUAUGGCAAUAUCAUUAGCUACCUGUUCCAUUGUGAUUCACAACCAAUUUUGUAAACUAAUUUUACUUUUUCUUUCUCCAUCAAUACAUUUGAAUUUGCUUAGAUGGAUACACAAUUUAUUAAAUGAAAUUGUUGAACUUUAUAUGAAAAAUGGAAGUCGCUAGAAAAAAUAUAGAUUUUUCAUUAAUGUAUAUGCUUUGAAUCUAGGUUUGUGGUUAUCAAUCCUAAAUACUAGUGUUGAAUGGACAAUUUUAACAAACGAAAUGAAUGACCAAUUUUCGUAUGGAAUGAAACAAAAUUUUGAAUGAUUAUUUUAUAGAAAACAUUAAAACUGGCAUGUCCAUAAUUCCAAUAAACAAAGUAGUUUUAGAAUAGCACACAUGUCAUUGUUACAAAAUCUUAUAAUAUUUUUCAUAAGAACAGUUUGCUUAUGAAAACGUGGGGCAGAGAGUUUCUCUCUAGUUGGAGAUCAACCUUUUCGACUGAUAGGGCAAAAGCAUAUAUGCCAAUUUUCUAUCUCGUAGUAAACCAGAAGUCCGGGUAUCGUCUCUCAGGGACUGAUACAACCUUAUAUUAUAUCAAUUCUAUGGAGCAAACUAGGUGAAAAAUGUUUUAGUGAAGAAACUACUAGCUAACAAUUAAACAAAACAAGCAAAUUAAAGUUGUCGGGAAAAAUCAAUGGGAGAGAGCUCUGGGAGAAACACCGGGACUCGCUACCUAUCAUAUCCAAAUUAAUUCACAUAUUCCAAUCAAUUUAAUCCAUACCUCUACAACCAGGAUAUCACUACUGUGCUAGCUAUCCCUGUCGAGAAUUACUACGUACUAAGCAAUUAAUUCAAAUCCUACUGUCGUAGCUCAAUGAGUUAAUUAUUUAGUCUGAAGACCGAUAUCCCAAUCAAGACCGCAUAGCACCUUAUUUAAUCCACUGUCGCUUCGAUAAGUUACUAUGUCACAUGAAAUAUGUUCAGUUAUUAGGGUUUCACUGUCGCUAAUAACCUAAUUAACUACAAAUCGAUGUAUUGGUGGCCAGUCAACACAAAACAUUAAGUAAUUUCAUGCAAUAGAGAUUGGAAGAAAAGAAAUAUGAAUCAAUCCAUCAAUUCUAGAGAUAGCUACAUCCUAUGGUGUUUCCCCCAAAAAUUGGGAUUUAGUUCAUGAUGAAACUAAAACACGCAAUCAUGU